AUGGCCGUCGGCAAUUGUUUCUGCGGCAAGGUUCAAAUCGAAUACAAGGGCGAGCCUAUUACGUCGGGAAUAUGCCAUUGUUUCGAUUGCCGGAAGCUUACCGGCUCACUGUAUAGCUACAGUUUCGUUGUCAAGACUGCCGAUUUGACUAUCACUGGAAACCCGAAGGAAGUGAAAAAGACAUCUGAUAGUGGAAAUCAUAUCAGAAACUUUUUCUGUCCCGAUUGUGGCACGCCGGUUUAUGGAUCGAGGGUAGACGAAAAUGGGGAUCCUGCCGAAAUUACCGUCGUCCGAGCAGGGAUAUUUGAUGAUGAGGUUCUGAGAGAAAAGAAACCCGAGGCGGAGCUAUACACCGAUAGACGGUUGAAUUGGAUAACUCCAAUUGAGGGGGCUGGUCAAGUUUGUGGCAUGUUGCCGCUAUCAACCCUACUAUGA
Messenger RNA from Penicillium verhagenii, 435 nucleotides. Its product is annotated as GFA family protein. Gene Ontology annotation, molecular function: carbon-sulfur lyase activity. Lineage: Eukaryota; Fungi; Ascomycota; Eurotiomycetes; Eurotiales; Aspergillaceae. The record is from RefSeq and is a predicted model, not a curated record. Bases 1 to 435 code for a protein of 144 amino acids. The transcript has 3 exons.